AUGCCUACUUUGACACAGGCCUCAGUUUAUAUAGUCUCAUCCAAAGGACUGGCCUCCACAUCUUACAGGUGUGUUUUGCUGGCGGCUGACUACUCUCAGUUGGAGUUACGCAUGAUUGCACAUCUAUCCCAAGAUGCCAAGCUGAUACAGAUCUUGAACGGUGACGGAGACGUUUUCAAACUGAUCACGGCUCAGUGGAAGUCAAUCAGCGUGGAGGAGGUCACUCCAGAGGAGAGACAGCAAGCUAAACAGAUUUUCUAUGGUAUGACCUAUGGUAUUGGAGCCAAGGCACUAGGCGAAACGUUGGGAGUGGAUGAAAAUGAUGCAGCAGUUUUUAUGCAGACCUUCAAGUCCAAAUACCCUGGAAUGAGGCGAUACCUUAAGAACACAGUGGAUAAAUGUAUUAAGGACAAGUUUGUGGAAACUAUCAGUGGGCGACGACGGUAUCUUCCGUCCAUCUCAAAUACAAAUCCCUAUGUCAGGGCUCAUGCAGAGAGACAGGCUGUUAACACCACAGUUCAGGGGUCAGCUGCUGACCUUGUCAAGGUCGCCAUGAACAGGAUUGAUCAGAGACUCUCAGAAAUAUUUCCUCUCUCACAGAAAUAUCUCUCACACAAGGAACAAGAUCCCACUGUUGAUGUAUCCGGUGACAGAUGUUGUUUAGUUCUACAACUUCACGAUGAACUGAUAUAUGACGUGACACAGACCUGUGUGAGACAAGCAGCCAAGGUCAUCAGACAGGAAAUGGAGUCAGCCAUGACCUUGUCUGUUAAAAUGCCAGUCAAGGUCAAAAGUGGGUUGUCAUGGGCAACAAUGCAAGAUCUAGAGGUGUGACGUAUUAACUCUACAUUCAUGAAUGCCCCUUGACACUUGAACAGAAACAUUGAAAAUUUGAAAAA
Messenger RNA from Saccostrea cuccullata (small rock oyster), 899 nucleotides. Its product is annotated as DNA polymerase theta-like. The coding region runs from base 1 to 834 and encodes 277 amino acids. Gene Ontology annotation, biological process: double-strand break repair via alternative nonhomologous end joining; DNA-templated DNA replication. Gene Ontology annotation, molecular function: DNA-directed DNA polymerase activity; DNA binding. The transcript is spliced from 6 exons. The record is from RefSeq and is a predicted model, not a curated record. NCBI's taxonomy places the organism in Eukaryota, Metazoa, Mollusca, Bivalvia, Ostreida, Ostreidae.